AAAUAUCAAUGUUGACUCGGACUUGUUUGGCGGGAAAGUGGGACUUUUUCUGCCGCCCAAAUUUGUUUCUACAGACCUCACUAUAACGCCCAUGCCAACAGCUGCAUUCAACAAAAUGUCGGCGACAUCAUCCACUGCAGCAUUUACCCCUUCUUCCUCUUUGGUUAGCGCUGCUACAAUGUCCUCUUACAUCAGCACUCUACAUGAGGCUAACAUAUUUUCUUUGCCAGGAGCAGUGGCCGCGCAACGCUCAAUGUUUGAGAUGGCCAACAUUGAAGGUCAAUGGAAUCCUGCCUUCAUACCAAGCCACCAUGUCGCCACUGACAAUUCUGACUUGCAUGCCACGCCCACAGAGAAUAUGCUGCCACAAAAAGCUGCAAUGGCCGAUAGCCAAUGCAACAACCCCAUUUCCCCACUACAAAUGCCCAUUCAACCGUGCAAUGGGGGCACCCUUGCUGCUGCCUCGCUAAUUGCUGCUACCACCUUGGUUGCCACAUCUGCAGCUGACGCCGAAUAUAGCGACUUGUUCCCUGCAAAGAGCCCCGACUUGAAAACCGCCCUUGGCAACACAACCACCACCCAAAAUGAUGUUAGUGAUGGUAUGUUAGAUACUAAUAGGCUAGCAAUAACCGCCUGCGCCCAGGAUUUUCUUUCUCCGCACCUUUAUCAAUCUCUCCAUUUUAUUCCUGACAUGGACAAUUUUCCUCCACUUAAUAACCUGAUGUCUCCGUUCCAGCCAUUUGGUCCACCCCAAACAACACAGCCUCAGCCUCAAACACAGACGCAGUCGCAACAAUAUCAACAACAGCAGGCACAGCGACAAGCUUACAACGAUCAACCACAGCAGCAUCAGCAUCAGCAUCAGAAUCAGCAACAACAACGACAACGACAACAGCUACGCCAGACAGAGCAGGUAGGCCACUCUGCCGACAAAAAGGGUCCAUUUGCACAAGCUUCACACUUGUUUGAAAUGUCUGCAUUUAACUCUCCUGCUCCAGAUACAACCAACUCCGCGCAGCACUCCACAUCAAUGUCUGUGUCGCGUAUAACCGGGCCUGGCAUAGCCAGCAGCAACCAUCUGCUGGGAUUUGACCCAAGCCGACCUAUAGCCCCGUUCUCGUUUAUCAGACCGGCUUCGCUCGCACCCGGAGACGCAGUCGGCGUCAGUGGCAACAGUGGUUUUGAUGACAACAUUGCUGCUGCCUCGUACCAUGGCAUGUCGUACCCAACGCUUCCUUCAGAAAGUAUGCAUGCGCCAUCAGGAAUGCAUGGCCCAAUCGGCCACAACGCUGGCGGAUUUAUGUCCAGCCCGAUGAUGUCCCAGAUGAGCUCGCUGCCUUUAGCGGAAAACAUCCAAAUGCACUCUCAACAAGGUAGCCACGCGCAUCCAAGCGGCUCUCUAGUGUCACAGAUGCGCCCGUACAACAUGGUGUUUGGCAUGCCUGGGAUGGGAGAACAGUGCAUAAUUUACGACGACCGUAUGCAGGUGCCACCAAUGCCCCACCAAGGGGGCAACUGGCUGCGGAUCAGACAGCCCAUCGACUAUGUUGCGCCCCUCAAGAAGCCAAUGAACUCGUUUCUGCUGUAUUCCGCUGAGCGGCGCGUACAGCUCAGGCAAACGCACCCAGACCUAAAUACGACCCAGCAGAGCACUAUUUUGGCCCGCGAGUGGGCUAGCCUUGCCGAAGAGGAAAAGGAAAAGUACCGGGCAGACGCCAAGCAGCUCCGCGAGGAAUACAACGCUCGGCGAGCAGAGCUCAGCCUCAAGCUUCAGCAGCAGCUUAACCAGCAGCAUCUCAACAUGAGCCUUGCACAUCAGCCGCACCCGCUACCACAUACACACGCUUCUCACCACCAGUCAUCUCUGGAUGUAUUGGACGUCGGAAUGCUUUCAAAUGAUCAAAAUGCGCACAUGCAAUCUCCCAGUACGUUUGGGGCAGGGUUCUCGCAGCAACAUUACCCCAACGCGGGCUUACAAAUGCCUUCUCAUACGCAGUUCUCACAACUCGCGCCUAGUGCUAGUCAAGGUCAUUUUUAUGGUCGCCACACGCCAGUGGCAUCGUUUUCACAACCCCCGCACGAAGACAUUGCAUAUGGCUCCUCUCGAGCAAUGGCGGUCAACAUGUCGGACAACUUCCAAUUCGAUUCAUCGCUGUCUACGCUGGAUGCUUCGUCUGGACCCGCUGGUCAGCACUAUGCGCGGACAGUCGGGCGUAACACACCUUACAUGCCAGAUAACAACACAGGCGGCAGGGCAUUUGGCGAUGACUUUGACAAGCAAGAUGGCAGGAAGUUAAUUUAAUGGGUUCCGAAUAUCAGAAGGACUACGGUUCCGCCCAAUACCAACAUAACCAGAGCCAGAACCAAAGCCAAAAUCAACAUCAACAUCAACAAGGCCAGGCUCAGUACGUUAUUCCUCGACCCUCGCCAACGUUGUCUUACUAUAUGAAUGCUGGUGAGCAGCAGCAACAACAUAAUAAAUACCAACAACAGCAACAGCAACAAUACCAGCAACAAGGCUACAAAAACAAUAACAACGGCAACUCGCACAACAGUCUUGUCAGCACUGCAAAUAGCCUGCUGAACGUCUUUGAUAAUGCAAUUCACUCUGGUGAAUUUGGAAAUAGUGGCGGCAUUCCUAAGGACAUUAGCAAGUCAGCCUCGUUUGCCACUUUUGCCGACCUU
Molecule: messenger RNA, 2685 nt
Organism: Kickxella alabastrina
Lineage: Eukaryota; Fungi; Kickxellomycota; Kickxellomycetes; Kickxellales; Kickxellaceae
Exons: 2
Coding region: 92-2302 (736 amino acids)
Source: RefSeq, a predicted model, not a curated record